AUGGUUGAAACUGAGAACACGACGAAUUCCAUGAAUAUAGCUCUAGAUUCGACUAGUCCGUUGUACAUGCACCCCUCUGAGAGUGCUGGAUAUGUACUGGUACCGACGAUUUUUGACGGAUCAGGAUAUAGAUCGUGGAGGAGAGGAGUUCUAAGAGCUCUCUCAGUAAAGAAUAAAGUAGGGUUCAUAAACGGAAAAUGCGAAAAGCCACAACCUCAGGAUCCUAAGUAUGAUCAAUGGGAACGCUGUGACGAUAUGGUCACAUCGUGGAUCCUAAAUUCCAUCUCGAAGGAUCUGGCGGAUAGUUUACAGUAUGUCAAUGAUGCUCAGGAACUUUGGAAGGAACUUGAAGACAGGUACGACCAGACGAAUGGGGCAAAAUUGUACCAACUACAGAGGGAGAUAAAUGAACUGAGCCAAGGAACCCUAGAUAUCACGGGGUACUAUACUAAGAUGAAGAAGCUUUGGGAAGAAUUGAACGCACUAAAUGCACAUGCCCAAUGCAAAUGCAACUGCACAUGUGGUGCUAAAGCCAACAUGCAGAAAGCAGAACAGGACAGAAGAUUAAUCAAAUUCCUAAUGGGGCUGAAUAAAGUCUAUACUGUGGUUAGGGGCAGCAUUUUGAUGAUCAAUCCGCUACCUUCACUUGCACAAGCUUUUUCAAUCCUCAUCCAAGAAGAAAAACAAAGAGAGGUUAAACCAAACAUUCAAUUGCAAGGCAAUAGAGUUGGAAGCAGCAACUAUAGAGGAGGACACCUUGGGAAUAGGCCACGAACCUUUUGUGAUCACUGUAAGAGACAAGGCCACACUAAGGAAAGGUGCUACAAGUUACAUGGGUACCCACAGGAUCCAAGGCUCAAUAAGGGGAAGAGAAUUGCUGCUAAUGUACAUGGAGGACAGAGAGACAAUGUCAUAGAAGGUGCAGAUGGAAGCAAUGGUGCAGCAAAUGAACAAGAUAGGACCAUGCAAGCUCUCACUAAGGAACAGUACAACUAA
Nicotiana attenuata is the source of this 996-nucleotide messenger RNA. RefSeq lists its product as uncharacterized. Bases 1 to 996 code for a protein of 331 amino acids. NCBI's taxonomy places the organism in Eukaryota, Viridiplantae, Streptophyta, Magnoliopsida, Solanales, Solanaceae. The transcript is spliced from 2 exons. The record is from RefSeq and is a predicted model, not a curated record.